AUGUCUGAUGAGUCAAAGUCAAAUGCAGACAGAGAUCUUCUCGCGCGGCUAAAUGCACUGAAAACGUCGACGGUGUCUUUUGAGCAGACAAAUUUUCAGACACCUCUCGGGAGAGCGCCUCCUGUUUCGCUUGAUCCUACCCCGGCUCGUGCCCUCCACUCAGACCUUCUGACAAGAUGGAAAUCUCUCGGAGGCAGUCCUUCUUCGGCUCUUCAAGACCCCGCUACUUCGGCCCCAAAGUCUGAGGACGAGAAAACAGUGGAGGAACUCCUGGCAGAUUUAGGGCCUUCGGAUGCGUGGGAAGUCGGACAGAGUGAAGAGGAACAGGUCGCAGAUCUGCUGCGGACUGCAAAGUCAGCGCUGGCAGAUGCGUCACACACAAAAAGUGAAGGAUUAGGCGCAGACCAAGCUGAAGGCACAACAGAAGGGGAGGACAACAUAUCUACAAAGCUCCCGCCGAUUGAUGUUUCGGUGUUUCAGCCCGGGCCCGAAACAGAAGAGAGCCCAGUCACCGCGGUAGGCAACAACAAGCUGAAAGACACUUUGGACCAGGAGGCAGAUGAAUUGUUGGCAAGGAUCCUAGACGAGGCCAGGCUUGAAUCUGCAGAGACACAGGACCAAAACACGAGUCUCCCAGAGGAGGACGCUGAAGAGAAUACCUCCCCGAGAGAUAUAGAGCAUGCGAAUCCUAGUUCUGAGCGGGACGCGUCUUCUUUUGACCUCCCCACCACACCUUCCAAACUGCCAGACCCGUCCAACCCAACCAAGCCGUCAAAUGAAGACGACGACGACGACCUCGCCUCUCGCUUUGCCGGCCUAUCCCUCCCGGCAGUCCCGACGGGCAUAAAAUCCACCAAGGCAACCUCGUCCACGCCAAAGCCCAAGAUCGGCUUCACCGACGAGGAGAUCGACACGUGGUGCAUCAUCUGCAACGACGACGCCACGCUGCAGUGCAUCGGCUGCGACGGGGACCUCUACUGCACGAACUGCUGGGUGGAGGGUCACAGGGGCGAAAGCGCCGGGUUCGAGGAACGCAGCCACAAGGCAAUCCAAUAUGUGAAGGGGGGCGGGAAGAAAAAAGCGCCCAAGAGGAGAGUCAUGAUGGGUGCUUGA
Fonsecaea pedrosoi CBS 271.37 is the source of this 1113-nucleotide messenger RNA. RefSeq lists its product as uncharacterized. The record is from RefSeq and is a predicted model, not a curated record. Lineage: Eukaryota; Fungi; Ascomycota; Eurotiomycetes; Chaetothyriales; Herpotrichiellaceae. The coding region runs from base 1 to 1113 and encodes 370 amino acids. The transcript has 2 exons.